Molecule: messenger RNA, 576 nt
Organism: Trichomonas vaginalis G3
Lineage: Eukaryota; Parabasalia; Trichomonadida; Trichomonadidae
Exons: 1
Coding region: 1-576 (191 amino acids)
Source: RefSeq, a predicted model, not a curated record
AUGAGCGUUCACGUGAUGAUCAAUGAUGACAAAUCGACUCCAUGGGAAGAUAUCAUUGAUGACAUAGAGAAUGACCUUGAUGAAAAUAUGAUGGGAGCAAAAACUUCAGUUCAGAUCAAACUUGGUGAAGUUCAAGAAAAGAUCUCUAAGACUGAAGCAAAAUUAAAAGCUCUUACAGAGGUUGACGUUUAUUACAGAAGUUUGGAAAGAACAUUAAACAAACUUGAACGACAAAGUCAAAGUCUCAUCAUUGUUCUUCAGAAACUCAAUCUUAUGCGACAAUCAUACAAUGAUUACAUACAUGUUAGAGACUUACCAUCAUAUUCUACUCCGGAGGUAGAUUUUUCAGAUAUUACCCCAAUCCUUGCUGAUACAACCCUUACGAUAGUAGGCAUGCUUCCCACAUACCCAGAGUAUGAUAACUUACCACAGCUCUUUGAGUAUCUCAAGAAGAAGUUCAUGAUCUUACUUUGCGAGACCAUGAAAGGGAGACAAAACACCAGAACAGAACGAGAACAAAGCUUAUUAAUUGACUUAUUAUAUCAUACUAAAGAUAUAAAGGAGUUUUUAUUCUAA